CUUACCUGCUCCUGGCCGGCCUGGGGUCCUCCAGAGUGUUUCUCUGCAGGUCACCGAUGGAUCCCACUACGUCCGCGUGGUCGUUUCACCCGAAGCUCUGCAGACAGAGGAAAAGUGGGUUCCACCUUGACUCACCUGUAGCUGGGACGGCGGUUCUCCACAGCUGCUAGUGGGGCUCCUGCCUGGUCUUGUUUCAGGUUGUGUUAAGCUAAAGCAAUCUCAGGGUGGGAAGUCGGUGUGAAAGAGCUGCUAAGAGAAGCAAGCUGGAAUGCUGUGCUCUGGUCUUGGCUGGCUGGGAUGGGCAGGAGGCUGUGGCAGAAGUUGUGAUACCAUUAGGAAGGACUGAAAAGCCCACGGGUUUUGUGAAAGGAGCCAGAGCAUUACCCGUGGGCUGCUCCUUCAGUGCUUUCCUCUGUUUCCCCAUUUGGACACCCUUAAACUGGUGGGGUGCAGGUAGCAGAGCCAAGGAUAAGCAGCAGGAAGAAGCUACUCUUAGGCAGGAAUUAUUAAGGAAUAAGGAGCCCCUGCUGCUCAUGCCUAGAUAUGUUCCAGCAUGCCCUGGUGUGGUUGGCAGAGCUGUUGGGGGAGCCCCACUGUGUGUCUGGGGGGGGGGUCCAGCUCCAUUCUUCAUCUUUCCAAGGUGUUUCUGCUCCUUUUCCAGUGCCUUCAUGCACCUCAAGCUUGCCGGCCUCACCUGCAGAAUUGUCGUCCUGCAGAAGUACAGAGUGUGUUUUCAGGAGGAGGCCAGGCUGGAGGACUGCGAGCUCUACCUCAAGGCCCAGCGGUUCAUCGUGCUGCCCAUCCAGAGGCAGAAGAUAGAAUCAUCCGAUGGGAACCAGGAGCCUUCUGUGGUGAAGAAGAUAAAGGAGCUGUGGCUGAGGAAUCCUGCUGUGAAGAAUGCUCCCAGCUCAGACCCCUCCAUCUCUCAGCUGAUCGAUGCCAUAGGACAGAACCAGCUGGAGAUUUUGAAGGAAAAUGCUGAGGAAUGCUUGGAUUUACAGAUGCCCAAGGAGAAGCCGGUGACGGUGACGGACGAGGUUCCUGUCACCGAGUGGGAGGCAGAGCGCAAGACAGAGCAGGUUCAGGAUGUUUUCAUGGUCCCAGUCAACACCCUGGUGAUCCCUCCUGAGGAGGAGGAAGUUGCUUGUGAUUCUUCCAAGACAGAUACAAACAAAACAACUUCUGGGAAGAGUAGUGAUGACAGGACAGUGUCAGGGGACCCAAGUGCUGUAUCUCAAGCCAGCCAUGCUGAGUCACUGGCCUUGUCUGAUAGCUUGGAGGGAUCCCUGGACAACCCCUGGAACAGGGUCCCCUCAUUGUCUUUGACCCCGAGCUCUUCAGAUGAGAAGACCUUUCAAUCUGACGCUUCCCUGAAGAGCCAGAAGGAUGUGUCUGCUGACAGCAACACCCCCGACCUGCUAGAACUGUGUAACCAGGACUCUCCCAAGAGACUGCCACAGGGAGAGCCAGUACAGACUUUCUCUCCCUCCUUGCUCUGCUCCUAUCGCAAUCCCAGUCCAGUGAAGACCAGCACCAGCCAGGCAGCAUCAGCUUUGGGGGCAGCCUGUGGUGCCCCCUGUGCUGCUCAAGGCCCGCAGGGAUCAAGGGGCUCUCAGGCCACCCUGCCAACUCUUUCUCCAGAUUUCCCUGUCUUGCCCAGCACCAGCUUGCAAUCCAUGCCCGACAGGAUGCCUCACGGGGAGCAGGCGUGCUCCAGUGGCACAGCUUUCCCUCCAGGUGCCUUGAAGCCUUGUCCAGCUCCUGGCAGGACACGGAACCGAGCUGCUGCAGGUGCCAAGAGGAAGCUGAUGGUGGGAGAUGAUGAGGCACUGCUGGCCCCCGGCGGGCAGCAGCAUCCCCAGGGCACCCCAAGGGGCAGGGGGACAGGCACAGGCAGGAGAUCAGAGCUCAUGAGCCCACGGGGUGCAAAGAAGAGCAGAAAGGAGACAGGGCUGCAACAUGGAAAGGAGCUUGAGGAGGAAGAGAAGGAGGAGGAGGAGGAAGAAGAGCAAGCGUCAUCCUCUGCGAGCGGCCUCAGCUCCAGGCCGGAGCAGCGCAGAACUCUGGAGCCGUACGUGAGGAAACCAGCCCAGUACAAAUAUGAGGCACCAAGCCCUGAGCUCUGCCAGCAGAUACAGUCUAUCAGGAUCUCCAAGGCAAUGCUGAAGUGGGCGUGCUGGAUACUGACAGAGGAGGAGGAGGAGGAUUCCUGAGCCUAGCCCAUUCUUCAUUCCGUCCUUCUUUCACCGUAUCCUCCAAAACACUGGGAAGAGCAGUUGGGGGGGGAUGUGGGGACACCAGGACCCCUGUGCCCAAGAGGACCACUGAGUGGGCUGACCUGGCUGCAAAGACCCUGGCCGAGGGAUGCUGGGAUAUGACCUGUUGAAAGCCAGCACCCUCAGUGCCAAGAGGGGGAAAAAAGCAUCCAUGCAGGAAUGCCUGUGUGUGAGCUGGCAUCCCUCUCCCACCUUGCCAUCCUUUCCAAAUGCCUUGGCAUCUGGGGACAAGGAGUGACCCAGUGCCACUGUAGCAGCAAGGGCCGAGGCCUGACAACCUGAUCCCCUCUCCGAAGGUGCCCCAGGAGUUUGGAUGUUUUAUUGAUUAGUUUUGGUAGGGUCCUGCACCGUUUGUUACAAAAAAUAUCCCGCAGGGUUAUGCUGUAGAAAUUAAAAAUAAAAAUUGUAUAUUUUUUAAA
This is a messenger RNA of Chiroxiphia lanceolata (lance-tailed manakin), 2695 nucleotides long. RefSeq lists its product as uncharacterized. Gene Ontology annotation, cellular component: shelterin complex. NCBI's taxonomy places the organism in Eukaryota, Metazoa, Chordata, Aves, Passeriformes, Pipridae. The transcript has 11 exons. Gene Ontology annotation, biological process: telomere capping. Bases 534 to 2213 code for a protein of 559 amino acids. The record is from RefSeq and is a predicted model, not a curated record.